This is a messenger RNA of Leptomonas pyrrhocoris, 1304 nucleotides long. RefSeq lists its product as hypothetical. Gene Ontology annotation, molecular function: fatty-acyl-CoA binding. Bases 348 to 1304 code for a protein of 318 amino acids. Gene Ontology annotation, biological process: fatty acid metabolic process. The record is from RefSeq and is a predicted model, not a curated record. The transcript has a single exon. NCBI's taxonomy places the organism in Eukaryota, Euglenozoa, Kinetoplastea, Trypanosomatida, Trypanosomatidae.
GGGUGUUUUCUCUCUUCAAAACAACGCCUGACGUGGCGUCUGUGUCGCUGUUACAAAGCAACUCUUCACACAUCAGUUCGGCGCCCUAUUGUUGUGGUGGCUCCUAAUCAACAGGCUCGCGAUCGGUUUGCUUCUCCCCAUUAUUUCGCUUCUUGUUUUGCAACGAACAACCGCCCUCCACCUCCUCCUCACGAGCGGCGUUGGCGCAUGCGACUCUAGCGACCUCCUCCUUCUCGUCUUUUGCGCUGACGAGGAAAACCUCGAAAGCAGUGGCUUCGAAACUGUGUAGCUGACGGAGUGGCCUUUUGUUGUGGUGGUUGUGUUCGCAAAACGAAGAACAAGUAAAAAUGGACCUGCCUUUUCCGGAGAAGUACUACGAAGUGGCGAAGUACUUUGAUUUCUAUAUCGGCGAUGUAGAGCAGACACCGCUGCUGACGGAUGCGCAGCGCCUUCUCUUCUACGCACUGCGACAACAGGCUGAGCACGGCCCCUGCAACGAGCCCCAGCCGUCGCUGUGGCACCUGACGGAGCGGCACAAGCACCAGGCGUGGAAGCAGCUCGGCCGCAUCUCCACCUUUGAGGCGAUGGUGUUUUUUGUGCAGCAGUUUGAGCGGGUGCUCUGGGCCCUCGAGCACCCCGGCGAGGACGUGUCCGCGGCCGAUGCCUCGAUGAAGGUCACGGUUGACUGGCCUACCCGAUUGCGAGAACUGCAGGCGAGUUCAUCGGAGAAGGACGAAAGGGAGGAGAAGGGCAUCCGCAAUGGCACGGCGGAGCAGCGCUCGACCGAAGAAGCGAAUCCGGCGUUAUCAUCGCCCCCUUCCCCUCAAUCUGCGCCGUCACUUCCUGUUUCUCUCUCCGCGGAGGAGAUGCAAAGGUGGGACGGCGACAUUGUCGCCCACGCGGCCCUCACGCUAGACAACAUUCGCUUUCUCGCGACAGAGCUGAUGCGUACACGAGAGGCACUUCGCCAGGCACGCGAAACGGUUUUGGUGGAGGGGUGCCAUGUAAAUGGCUCGCGUUCAGAGAAGUUGCCCGUGCUUUUGCCGCCUACGUCUUCGCCGUCGUUGAGCUCGGGGCAGUCCCACACUGCGUCUGCCGUGCCGCCGCUGAAGCCGGUGUGGACGAAAAAUGGGGCGGCGAUGCCCCUGCCGAUUGUCCCGCCACCGGUGCGCUUCUCAGCCCGGUCGCUGACGGAGGCGGCGGUGCGGCCUCCUCUUGAAACGUAUGCGAGGAAAAGGGUAGUGCAGGACCCUACCCCUGCUCCUCCGCCUGACACCAGCACCUCCUGGUUUACUUGGUAUUGA